Molecule: messenger RNA, 537 nt
Organism: Athene cunicularia (burrowing owl)
Lineage: Eukaryota; Metazoa; Chordata; Aves; Strigiformes; Strigidae
Product: feather beta keratin
Exons: 2
Coding region: 46-342 (98 amino acids)
Cellular component (GO): intermediate filament
Molecular function (GO): structural constituent of cytoskeleton
Source: RefSeq, a predicted model, not a curated record
GCCUUCUCCUCCUUGCUGAACAAGGUGCACCUCCGACCCGCCGCCAUGUCCUGCUACGAUCUGUGCCGUCCCUGUGGCCCAACCCCGCUUGCCAACAGCUGCAACGAGCCCUGCGUCAGGCAGUGCCAGGACUCCCGCGUGGUGAUCCAGCCCUCUCCCGUGGUGGUGACCCUGCCCGGCCCCAUCCUCAGCUCCUUCCCCCAGAACACCGCCGUGGGAUCCACCACCUCCGCUGCUGUUGGCAGCAUCCUGAGUGAGGAGGGAGUGCCCAUCAACUCCGGGGGCUUUGGCCUCUCUGGCAUUGGUGGCCGCUACUCUGGCAGAAGGUGCCUGCCCUGCUAGAGCCGGGCUGGACGUCCCGUGAGUGCAUCGACCAGGAACCCAAAGCCAGGUGCCGGACUGAGGAUGGAGCUGCUGGCCAGAGUUUCCAGAGGGGCUGAGCACCCUCGUGCCCUCCUGCAGACGAGGGAGGGAAGCAAGGUGCCAGCCUGUGCUGGCUGGGAACACGGCCAGCUGAUGUCUUCUGCUUCUCCUGCU